UACGAGGGAUCCGCGCACAUCUUAUCAUGAUCUUCCGUUCUUUGAUGGACUUCUGUCUCAGCCAAUCUUUAGCGAUCAUGUACAAGAGCGGUGCGAGCGCUUAAAAAAUAGAUUAUUACGAACAAAGAGAAAUAAUAAAUUGGAUAGACGUCGAUUAAACAUUGAUGGCAUCUGUAAUGUCUAUUAUUUGUUAUAUUUCUCCCUGGAUUUAAAAAAUUGGACAACUACUUUUCCAUGCCAAAUUUAUGAUAUAAGGAAGAUUUAUUCACCAGCUUUUUUGCUCCACAUGAUGAUAAGCUUCAUUAUCAUCGACACCAUAGAUUUUAAAAGUGUGUAUCUUCAAAAUCAUGCUGCAUCGAUCGAAACAAGUAACAAGUAAUCUGAUGAAACAAUGUCUGGGAGAAUAUACGAGGGACAAUGUUUACUAAGAAGAAAAAGAAACCGCAAAUCUCCACGCCUACCAAUUUCGAACAUAGGGUGCAUACCGGAUUUGACAAACGUGAGGGCAAAUUUGUCGGACUGCCGCUGCAAUGGGCUUCCAUAGUUGGGAACAACCAGAUUUUAAAGUCGACCAACAGACCACUGCCCUUGGUCGAUCCAAGCGAGAUCACACCUACCGAGAUCCUUGACUUAAAGACCAUCGUAAGAGGUCACAACGAUCCUAGGAUAAGUAGACCACUUGCUACCGACAAGGCUGUGGAGAAUGGUCUGCCUAAGACCAGCACAGUUGCCCGUUCCAAUUCUCUACGUUCUUCGAGUCCACCACGACUCAGGAGAGAUUACAGGCAUAAUCUUCCACCAUCCGUCCCCGAAGGCCAAGAGAUACCUUCAAACAUCAAUCAAGGCUUUACAAACUUUGGCAAGCCACACAACUUCAUCGAUAAACUAAGGCAAAAUUCCCCGAGUGUUGGCAGUGGAUUAAACUCCAGCAUGCAAAACAUGAUCCCAAAUCUUCAAAAUCUCAAUCCUAAUAUGCAAUCUUCGCCAAAUUUAACUCACUCGGGCUCAAAUGUACCAAAUCUAUCCUUAAAUUUCCAAAACUUAAGUCCUAUUGUAAAUUCACAAGCUUCAGUACAAAAUUCAAAUACGUCGCAACUUCUUGAUACCGAAUUUCACAGACUAAAUUCGCAAAUGGCCGUGACGUCAGGACAAUAUAAUGGCAAUGUACAGGGUUCAACUAUGGAGGCAUCAAGGGAACAUCAAGUUGGCCAAAAUGUUUUAUUACACAAGCUACAGCCAAAAAUUUCGCCAGUGGGUUCAAUAGCCUCGCAACGACCUCUGAGUCAAUUGAGUUCACAUAAUAUUAAUAAAUAUCCUCAGGCAUAUGUAUCUGAAAAUUCAUCUAAUCUUCAAUCGCAUUUGAAGAAACCAAUGGAAACUUCUCAAUCAAUGCAUAAUUUAUCAAAACCAAGUUUACCAUCUGGAAUGUCAGGAACCAGUUCUACUCCAGAUCAAAAUCAAAAUAUGAAAAGUGCCGUCUCCUCAGGGAAUUUAGCUGUUGGUGCAAGUUCAAACAAUACCAAUAAACAAACGGAGCAGAGACUUACACAUGAACAGUUCCGGGCUGCUUUACAAAUGGUGGUAAGCCAAGGUGAUCCAAGAGAAAAUUUGGAGAAUUUCUUAAAAAUUGGUGAAGGUAGCACGGGAACUGUAUGUAUAGCUACAGAUAAGAGUACAAACCGUCAAGUUGCAGUUAAGAAGAUGGAUUUAAGGAAACAGCAAAGGCGUGAAUUGCUUUUUAAUGAAGUCGUUAUUAUGAGGGACUAUCAUCAUCCAAAUAUAGUCGAAAUGUAUAAUAGUUUCUUGGUGGACGAUGAAUUAUGGGUAGUUAUGGAGUAUCUAGAGGGAGGUGCACUAACUGAUAUCGUAACACAUUCAAGAAUGGAUGAAAGUCAGAUAGCUACAGUGUGUUCUCAGUGUCUUAAACCACUGGCAUAUUUACACUCGCAAGGUGUUAUACACAGGGAUAUUAAGUCUGAUUCAAUAUUACUUACGGCGGACGGCAGAGUAAAACUGUCAGAUUUUGGUUUCUGUGCUCAAGUCUCUCAAGAAUUACCAAAGCGAAAGUCUCUCGUCGGAACCCCAUACUGGAUGAGUCCCGAAGUUAUUUCAAGGUUGCCAUACGGACCUGAAGUGGAUAUCUGGUCAUUAGGAAUAAUGAUCAUUGAAAUGAUCGACGGUGAGCCACCAUUUUUCAAUGAGCCACCUCUACAAGCUAUGAGACGUAUCAGGGAUAUGCCCCCACCAAAAUUAAAGAAUUUUCAUAGAGUUAGUCCACGUCUUCAAGGUUUCCUUGAACGAAUGCUCGUGCGUGAUCCAGCGCAACGAGCUACAGCAGCUGAGUUAUUACAACAUCCAUUCCUUAGGCAGGCUCAAAGUCCCAGUAUUUUGAUUCCAUUAAUGAGAGGCGCCAGACACACAAAUUGUUGACGAGGUUACACUUUCGUAAGCUAGAAUGUUAGUCAAGGCAGGUAUUUCAUUUCCAGAAUAAUCCUCGACAAUAUCGUAUUGAACUACUUAUUUACUAAGGGCAGCUUUUGGCAAUUUAUGAGUUAUUUUAGAAAUUCUGCCAUUUUGUCUUUUAUGCAGAAGAUUUCAAAGUUUUUUGUUUUUCUUGUGUUAGAUACGAUCGAUUGAGAGAUAGUGAUCUAGUUUACACCGAACACUUGAUACGCAUACUAACAAAAGUAGUAUAUUUGCAUCAUAUUAUUUGAUACGCUCAGGUAAAACGCUCGCGGAUUAUUUUUGUGCGCUUCUGAUAGUCUGUUCUGAAUCACGAGUAUCAGGCCAUUUUGAUAAACAUAUCAAAAGAUCUUGCUCACUAUAAACACUUGGUUCGUAUUAAAAAAAUCCGUUUGGGGCUUUAAACGCGUGUUUGUCCAUUAUUGAAAAUAUUUUUGAAAUCGUCGAUUGCAUCACAAUCAGCAAUUAUAUGAAUUCCUAAUUUUGACUUUUGAGUGUCAAUUUUGUGUUUUUGCAUUAAACAGUUGACUUUUGAGAGAUGGAGAUAAUGACUCCAGUUCAGGAGGUUUAGGGGUGGGUGUCAAAUUCACUAAGAAAAAGAAGGUUCAUGUUAAAUCCGUCAUUUGCUGUACUAAUACCUAUUUCCACCAACACAGAUUAACUUUGAUCUUAAUUUAACUUACUUUUUAUCUUUCUUUAGUUCUAAGAAUUGGAAAAAGAUAAAAAGUAAGUUAAACUGAGAUCAAAGUUAAUCUACUUUAGUGGAAAUGGGCAUAAGUUGGAUUCAUUGAUUGAUUGCAUAUGAAGUUCAGUUCAGGAUCGUGUUAAAGUUAGAAGAUUUAUAUCUCAAAAGCAGAAAUGUUAUGCAAAAACGGUGCGAAUUGGACAGAUGGUGAAUUCGCGUAUGCAAACGUAUGCUUAACCAUAAAUCGUCCGACAUUUACAUAUAACUGCACUCUAAAAUCAACAAGGAAUUUGUCUGGAUUAAAAACCUAACCUGAUCUAUUUUGAGAUGGAUUGGUGCGGAAAUAGAUAUAAUUAUAUUAUAAACAAGAAGAAUUGGUCCACAUUGAAGUGUAUUUAUAACUACAUUAGAAAGAUCGGAAGAUUUAUUUAAAAAAUGAGAGAUUCUACAUAAAGAGAAUAGGAAGUCUGUCUUAUUUCGUCUGGAAAGGCGACGGAAGGCACUCUAUCUUCCACCCCGAAAUAAUAAUUAAAAAAAAAAGAUGGAUUGGUGUAUAUAGGGAUGUAUUUCAUGUAUCAAAUGCUUAGUCCAUACCAACUUAAUGCGCGGACCAACCGAUUUAACAGUGUAAACUAGGUCAAUGACAAUAUUCACACGUAUCAAUUUGGAAUAUUAUACAAUAUAUUGACGCUUCAGAAUUUUUGUAUUCAAAAAGUAUAAAGUAAUUUCUGAAUAACUUUCUGAAGUCAAAGACAAUAUGUUAUUCUAUUAAUUAUUAUUUUUUCCAUAACUUCAAGUUGUAAUAUUUGUAUAUAAACGAAUCCUUUCGAUCGUGUCUAUACGUAUAUAAUAUAUGAAAUUAUAAGUAUAAUUUU
Solenopsis invicta (red fire ant) is the source of this 4023-nucleotide messenger RNA. It is a transcript of the gene mbt, whose product is annotated as serine/threonine-protein kinase PAK mbt. Gene Ontology annotation, biological process: intracellular signal transduction; protein phosphorylation; regulation of MAPK cascade. Gene Ontology annotation, cellular component: cytoplasm. Gene Ontology annotation, molecular function: protein serine/threonine kinase activity; ATP binding. Bases 418 to 2430 code for a protein of 670 amino acids. NCBI's taxonomy places the organism in Eukaryota, Metazoa, Arthropoda, Insecta, Hymenoptera, Formicidae. The transcript has 10 exons. The record is from RefSeq and is a predicted model, not a curated record.